Messenger RNA from Triplophysa rosa, 3424 nucleotides. It is a transcript of the gene hdhd5, whose product is annotated as haloacid dehalogenase like hydrolase domain containing 5. NCBI's taxonomy places the organism in Eukaryota, Metazoa, Chordata, Actinopteri, Cypriniformes, Nemacheilidae. The transcript has 8 exons. The coding region runs from base 4 to 1329 and encodes 441 amino acids. Gene Ontology annotation, cellular component: mitochondrion. The record is from RefSeq and is a predicted model, not a curated record. Gene Ontology annotation, biological process: glycerophospholipid biosynthetic process.
AAGAUGGCGGGGGUGUUUUCUCGUUUGAAUAUGUUUAAGCUCGGGUGGAGAUGCGUGAAAUUGAGCAGGAAAAUGAUGAAUCGUGCAGCUGCUCCUGCGCAGACGAUGCGCCGCUACAGCACAGACCGCGGCUUAUUCGGGCUUCUCUUUGACAUUGAUGGAGUGUUGGUACGUGGCCGGACCCCCAUCCCUGCUGCUAAACAGUGUUUCAGGAAUCUGGUGGAUGGAAACGGAAACUUCAAGGUGCCCGUGGUGUUUGUGACGAACGCGGGGAACUCCAUGAGACAGACCAAAGCAGAGCAGCUUUCUCACCUUCUGGAGGUGGAGGUGUCACCGGAGCAGGUGAUGCUGUCUCACAGUCCCCUGCGGGUCUUUACUCAGUUUCACGACAUGUGCGUCCUGGUGUCUGGACAGGGACCCGUCGUGGACGUCGCACACAAUGUAGGUUUUAAGAACGUUGUGACCAUUGACACGCUACGGGAGGCGUAUCCUCUCCUGGACAUGGUGGAUCACAAUCGCAGACCCAAAGAGAUUAUCCCUCCGUCCAAGGAUUUACCACCAAUUGAAGCUGUCGUGCUGUUCGGUGAGCCUAUCAGAUGGGAGACCAACUUACAACUGAUUACCGAUGUGCUCUUGUCCAAUGGGAGGCCAGGGAACCCUGUGACAUCACCGCAUUACCCGCACAUCCCCGUACUGGCCUGCAACAUGGAUCUGCUGUGGAUGGCCGAGGCGAAGAACCCGAGAUUCGGUCACGGCAUGUUUCUCGUCUGUCUGGAGAACAUCUAUAAGAAGAUAACCGGCUGUGAGCUGAAAUACGAAGCUCUUAUUGGGAAACCCAGUGUUGUGACUUAUAACUACGCCGAGCUUCUCAUCAGACAACAGGCGGAGAAUCUGGGCUGGACCCAACCUGUAGAAAGACUUUACGCCAUUGGUGACAACCCGAUGGCAGACAUAUACGGUGCAAACCUCUACAACCGCUACCUCAAAGCCAUAAAUUGCACCCGUGCCCAAGCGCAAGCACACGUCGGAGACAUCCCGUAUGAAGUGUUCGACGAUGCCAAACGUUCUGGAGAGGUGUCGGUCGGAGGAUCGUUCGAGCAUCGUCUGCCCGAGGGCUGCAGCUCCAUCCUGGUCUGCACGGGUGUCUACAACCACGAUCAGCAGGACUUACCCUCCGACCCCGAGCAGACGGUCACGGAGCAGCAGAUUUUCCACGGUCACAGGGACUUCUGCUUUGACCCCAGCCUCACACAACCGUCCUUCGUGGUCCAGGACGUUCGGGAAGGUGUGGAGCUGGUUUUUCAGUUAGAAGGUUGGCCUCUGGAAUAGAUCCGGUUGUGCGAGGUGACGUCAAAACGAAAUAUAAUUGAUGUGCCUGUCAAACAUUAGAAGCGUCAGAGUUUGCUGUUCGCUUUCCCAUAUCCCUAUUUAUCUGAAAUGAAACGGUUUUCUUUUGAAAAAAGAUUUUUUGUUAGUAAUUAUUUGUAUAACUUUUGAUCUUGACAUCAAAUCUGUGAUUUAGUCUCUGGGUUUUUAAAUCAAAUUUAGUUUUUAUCGUAUGUAUUUAUGUUUAUAGCAAUUUUAACAUUUCAAGAAUUUUUAUGCCAAAUUGCCAACUAAUUCUCAAAGAAAAUUUUAGAUUUAAAUUGAUCAAAAAGUUUUGGUCGGUGGUUAGUAAACCUACUUAUGACAUACAGCUUUGACACUUCCAGUGUUGACAAUCUCAAAUGCGAGAUGCGAUAUUAGGCUUCAUCCCAAAUGAUGCCUUCAGAUGCCGCAGACUGAUUCACAUGCGUCAUUUGUACAGAAAGUGCUGAAAUGUUUCAGCAAAACCCACGUCUUGGGUUAAAUUAACCUAGAAAUAAUGAACCUGUCUUAGGGCUGUUCAACGAUUAAUCGCGAUUAAUCGCAUCCAGAAUAAAAGUUUGUGUUUACAUAAUAAUAUAUGUGCGCCGUACAUUUAUAAACACAUAAACAAACAUGUAUAUAUUUAGGAAAUACUUGAUGUAUACAUUUAUAUUUAUAUAUCAUUUCAAUGAUAUAUAAACAUUUAAUCAUUUUUAAAUAUAUACAUGUAUGUGUUUAUAAUAUACUGUAUGUCUGUGUACUGUGCAUAUUAAUUUUGUAUUUGUAGUGUAAACACGAACUUUUAUUCUGGAUGCGAUUAAUCGCAAUUAGUCGUUGAACAGCCCGUCGAUAUUUGACCCAAUCAUGGGUUGAAACAACCCAGCUUUCUUUUUUACUUAAUGUUUGCGUAAACGGUUCGUGAAACUAUUUGUUUGUAAAUUGUCUCGUUGAAUCAAUUGAAAACUAUUUUCCUUCAUGCACUGUAGGAAUUAGAGUUAUGGGUUUACACUGUUGCCAUCGGCUCAAAAACAGAGCAUUACAGGAACUUCAUGUGACUUUCAACAAGUCGUAAUAAUUCAUGGGCAUAAACUCUGAAAGCAAUGAAAGACAGUCAUCCGUGAAGCCAUAUUAGUUAAUGAAGAAACAACCCAAUGCCAUUGCAAGAAGGACUUAUGUGUGUUUCUUAACUUAAAGGACUUAAAGUAUGUGUCACAGUAGUUCUUUCUGCAAACGAGUCUUGAAUCAUCUAAAUUGGAUCACUAGGUUUAUAGGACACAUUGUACCGUUUACACAGAACUAUAUUUGUGUUUGAUUGUCGUGUCAGGUCUAGCUGAGUUACACUGUACAUCGCCCAACUAUGAAUUUUCUGUCUCGCCCUCAUGUGAGCGCUGUAUCACUCCAUCUGUUUUGACACACAAGUUUGUGUGUGUAAACGGUUCAUAACCUGUGUGAUGUAUUCGUUUGUUAUUGUUAAAUAUCUAUUUUAACACGGGAAUAGUUCACCUUCAAAAUGAAAAUUCUGCCAUUAUUUACAAACCAUCUUGUCAUUUUAGACCUGUAUGACUUUUGCAGAACACAAAAGAAAAUAUUUUGGAAAAUGUUGGUCCCCAUUUGGACUUUGGCAUUGGUUUUGUGUCCAUAGAAUAGAAGUCAAUGGGGACCAACGGUUUUUGGUUACCAACAUUUAUCAAAAUAUCUUCUUUUGUGUUUUGCAGAAGAAAGAAAGUCUAAAAAAGUAACUUUUUUAGGAUGUGGCUAAUUUAUAUUAAUUUGUGUGAUUGUGAGUCAUACAAAAACGUGCAGCUAGAUCGUAUGAAUUAAUAUGAAUUAGCCACCUUGUAAAAUAGUUACGAAGUGAUUGUGUUGGUAUAAUAAAAAUAUUGCUCAAUACACACCUAACCCUAUAAAUUUACAGUUUUGUGUUUUAAAAAACAAAGAAAAGAUUUAUUGAAUUUACUGUUUUUACCAAGUCUACAUUGUGUACGACAUAUUGCAGAAUAAAUGUCCCAAAACUGUCAUGUUGUUCUUGUAUACAUGUUUACAGAGUUAUUUCAUUAAACGCAAUUAAGUUGCCAGA